GCCGUUGACAUCGAACAUAGUCGAGCUCUAGCUAAACCUAUAGAAACAACUCAUCAACCGAGUGGCUGAAGUCUGAAAGUGCAAUAAAAAAGCCAAAAAAGUGUUAAUUUAUUUAAAAAAGAAACGACAACAGUUAAUACUAAUAGAAAAUGCGUGGAAUUGCUAUCGUUUUCUUAGCCAUCGUGGCCUGUACGAGCGCCUAUCCUGUAGAGGAGCAACAGAUCAGUGUGCAACUGCCUGAAAGCUCACAACAAGUAGUUGUUGAAAAGGAUGCAGUAGUGCCCGAAGCCUCCGAAAUUGUACAGAUUGUAGCGGUACCGGAAUCUGAUGGAGAUCAAUCCAAAAUUCAACAACUUUUAGAUGUUGAUGCGGGUGUUCCAGCAAGCAUUGAGGCAGCUCGUGAAGCCCGUCAGCGCUAUGGAGGUUUCGGCGGCUUCGGACGUCAACCGGGUUAUGGUGGUUACGGAGGUUACGGAGGUUAUCCUGGUUAUGGUGGCUUCGGAGGUUACCCAGGUUAUGCUGGCUACGGAGGUUACCCUGGUUAUGGUGGCUAUGGACGUUAUCCAGGCUAUGGACGUUAUCCAGGUUACGGAAUCGGUGUUGGUUUUGGUGGAAUUGGAUUUUUGGGCUAAAGUGUUUGAGCGGAAUUGAAUUCAUCAAUUGUGAUAAAAGUCUUAUAAUCGUUAGAAAGUAAAUUAUUUAAAUUAUUUUAAAGAGUAUGUAUGUACACACACAACUAUUUAUUUAACGAAGAAAAAAUCAAAAAUAAAGAAUUCGUUAUUAAAAAAGAA
Zeugodacus cucurbitae (melon fly) is the source of this 791-nucleotide messenger RNA. RefSeq lists its product as uncharacterized. The transcript has a single exon. The coding region runs from base 150 to 632 and encodes 160 amino acids. The record is from RefSeq and is a predicted model, not a curated record. NCBI's taxonomy places the organism in Eukaryota, Metazoa, Arthropoda, Insecta, Diptera, Tephritidae.